Molecule: messenger RNA, 591 nt
Organism: Drosophila ficusphila
Lineage: Eukaryota; Metazoa; Arthropoda; Insecta; Diptera; Drosophilidae
Exons: 3
Coding region: 1-591 (196 amino acids)
Source: RefSeq, a predicted model, not a curated record
AUGCUGAGAAAAACGAUCUCCUUUGUUCUAUUUUUUAGUUACCUUUACAGGAGUGUUCUGUGCGAGCCCUCCUAUACAUACAAAUUAAAAAAUAUCGAAUGCUUAACAAAGCCCGCAUAUGCGACAAAUGUUUCUUGUCUUGUAAAAGCCAUUAACUGGAACAAGGCAGUGGCCCAAAUGGACGUGGAUCUUGUGCAGCCUUUGCGAAACAUAUCGGUUCGACUGCAAUACUUUAAACGAGACUACAGCAACCAGUACCAACCGUUUCUCGUGGAUGUGAUGAUCAAAUUCUGUGACAUACUCUCAAAGCGAAACUUUUCACCCUAUGGGAUAAUGCUUCUUCAAGUCACCAAAAGAUUUACGAACUUUAAUCACUCCUGCCCUUUCUCCGGCCAUUUAUUAGCACGCAAUGCAUAUUUCGACGAAUCAUUUUUCCCGAACCUUCUUCCAUUGGGUCUGUACAAAACGAACAUUACCGUCUGGGAAGGCUAUGCGAAGCGUCCAAAUGGGCAUGUUGGAGAUAUCGUUUGGUAUAUGGAGGUUAUGCCGGCAUACAAGAAAAAAAAUAGAACUCAAACAUAUCCCUUUUAA